CUUCCUUGUUACAUCACACUCCCCGUAAGUCACAAUUGGGCUGAAAGCAGAGCCUGGCCAAGCCGACAGGUCCUCAGGGCCAGCCCUCCCGCUGAAUCCAGGUGGCCCUGGAGGGCCACAGGUACACAAUGAAGUACCCUCUGGUGCCGCUGGUGAACGACCUCACACUCUCUUUCCUGGUUUUCUGGCUCUGUCUGCCUGUGGCUUUGCUGCUGUUUUUGAUGAUCGUCUGGUUACACUUCUUACUUAGUCAAGAGUCAAAGGAAGAUGAUUCAGAUUUAUGCUUCAACUGGGAGCCCUGGAGCAAAGGACCAUUCGAGUCUGACUGUGAUGGAACAUGUCCUGGCCAAGAGGACAGGCUCCACUGGUGAGCCUGCUCUACCAGGUGUCAUCUGGGCCUAAGUGGAUGGAGGGAAGAGAACACUGGUGACUGAUGGGCCUUCCCUGGGACCUCCAGUUUGUCAGACCUGCCAAGCCUCUUGCCAAACCAUCCAUUCUCCAUCAUCACAAAUGACCUGGAGCCUGGAAGAGCCAGGCCCAAGCAGCUUAUGGGGGCCAGCUCAACUUACAAGAUGUGUUGUUUACCUAUUAAAGAAAUGGGGGUACUCUUGUACCCCGACAGAGCUU
Messenger RNA from Arvicanthis niloticus (Nile rat), 627 nucleotides. RefSeq names its product adipogenin (gene Adig). The record is from RefSeq and is a predicted model, not a curated record. Gene Ontology annotation, biological process: brown fat cell differentiation; white fat cell differentiation. NCBI's taxonomy places the organism in Eukaryota, Metazoa, Chordata, Mammalia, Rodentia, Muridae. Gene Ontology annotation, cellular component: nucleus; cytoplasm; lipid droplet.